Aphidius gifuensis is the source of this 1507-nucleotide messenger RNA. RefSeq lists its product as uncharacterized. The record is from RefSeq and is a predicted model, not a curated record. The transcript is spliced from 7 exons. Bases 449 to 1480 code for a protein of 343 amino acids. Lineage: Eukaryota; Metazoa; Arthropoda; Insecta; Hymenoptera; Braconidae.
AUUGUGUAUUUGGUCGGUGGGACUUUCGUCCGUUUGCAAAGCUCGUUGUAUUCAACAUGAAAUUUUUUAAAAAUCACAAUUAAUUAAUUUCCACACACUAUUUAAUCUAAAUAAAAAACCAAUCAAUUACGAAAUAAUAACAGCUUAAGCAUAUUUUUUUUUUUUUAACAAAUAAAUUAUAGAUGAUUUUUAAAAAGUUGACAAAAACAAUAUUAAGAUAAUAUAUUUUUUUUAAAACAUCAAACCUUGACGCAUUUCAUAUUUUCAUGCAGCAAUCACUUGCUUUUAGUUUUUGCUGAUGAUCCAAUGAUCAAUGAUCAAAGUCUUUCAAGUUAUUAUAAAUCAAUUGUAAAUUAAUUUUAAAAUAUUAUAAAUAAUAUUUCUAUUAUUAAAUUGAUAAAUAAAUAUUUAAUAAAAUAAUCGAAACAGUUUAAAUUUUUUUUAAAUAAUGGCAUCUGUACCGAAGAAUAAUCUUAAAUCAAAACCUGUCGAGUUGGAGAAGGAGGUCAAGGCACCAGAUACGAUCAAGGUCGAGGAUCAUUCGAGCGUAAAAGAAUCAUUUGCUCCCGAGCUUUUGAUAAAACCAGUGCAAAAAAAAAAAAUUCCCAUUAUUGAUACUGUUGCUGAAUCUGAAAAACCCGUUAAAGUACCAGUACCAAGAAAAAAAGUUUUAGAUAUUAAUCCAUCAUUUCUUGUUGAUUCACAUCCUCUGGUAUUAGCAACUCAUCUUGUUCCUUCAUUAUCAAUUGAAAUAUUUGAAAUAAUUGCACAACGUCUUGAAGCUGCACUAAAUAUACCAGUUGUUUUGAUUCAUGAAUCAAGAAAUGAUAGACCAGUUGCCACGGAUUUUGCUGAUAUUGCUAUUUUACCAGUCAAUAAAGAAUGGAAAGAAGGAUGUCUAUUAGAAGUUGGCCUAGUUUUUGAGCACAGAUUGAAUACUGAUAAUAAGCCAGGAAUUUAUGCAGAUGUUGUUGUUGCCAUGGAUAGAGGAGAAAAUAUUGAGGACAUUACUGAUUUACGUGGAUGUAGUUGUGCAAUGGCUGAUAAUUCAAAUGUUGGAGCAGCUGGACUUAUAUUUAAACAUUUAAAAACUAAAGGAGAAAAUCCUUCAUUUUUUGGAAAUACAUUGUAUUGUGAAACACAAGUUGCAGCAUUGCAAAUGGUUGCUGGUAAACAAGCUGAUAUUAGUGUUAUUGAAUCACCAGUAAUAUGUACACAUAAAAAUAAUCUUCCUGGUAUGGAAACAUUAUUUAUUCUUGAAAGUUUAGGACCACUUCCACCUUAUCAAAUAAUGAUUAAUGAAAAGCUAUCAGGUAAACGUUUUGAUGAAAUUAAAAAAUGUCUACUUGAUGGUAAUGAUGAUAAAAUAUGGCUGGAAAAUUUAAAACGUUAUGGUAUAAAUGGUUUUGCUGAAUAUUCAAUUGAUAAUUAUGAUGUUGAAGAAAUUAAAUCUGUUGUAACAAGUGUACGUUAUUAUUAAAUUUUAAUAUACGAAAAAAAAAAAAAA